Messenger RNA from Hirsutella rhossiliensis, 2076 nucleotides. RefSeq names its product multicopper oxidase domain-containing protein. Gene Ontology annotation, molecular function: oxidoreductase activity; copper ion binding. The transcript has a single exon. Lineage: Eukaryota; Fungi; Ascomycota; Sordariomycetes; Hypocreales; Ophiocordycipitaceae. The coding region runs from base 1 to 2076 and encodes 691 amino acids. The record is from RefSeq and is a predicted model, not a curated record.
AUGGAUCGCCGGCCACGGCAAACGCCCGGCGACGACAAUGACGAGCAACGCCGGCCCUUUCUCCCAGACGCCGAGUCGUCUAGGCCCGGCUCACCGCGCCACGCCCAUCGUCGUGGCUUGAACCUCUUCUUCCUCCUCUUCCUCGCCACCGCCGCCGCCGUCUGUGCCCUCGCUGGACUGCUACUCAGCUUCCCGCCCCGGACGCGUGCCCCUUCUGCCGGAGACGCAGAUGGCACCAGUCUCCCGGGGCACCACGACGCGGGCCAUGUCGAUGUCCACGAUGACGCCCCCGCCAUCGUCCACCACCAGGAGGACGGCGUGUCUGACGUCCCCCGGCUGAGGGAUCCGUCCGAGUAUGUCCUCGACCCGGCCUCGUGGGACUAUGCCUCGCCUCCAACCACGCGCGAGUAUCACUGGACCAUCCUCGAUGCCGACCUCAACCCCGACGGCGUCUACCGCCCCAUGAUACUCAUCAACAACCAGUUCCCUGGCCCGCUCGUCGAGUGCAACGAGGGCGACACGCUCGUCGUCCACGUCGUCAACAAGGCCGCCAACGCCACCUCGAUCCACUUCCACGGCCUCUUCCAGAACGGCACAAACUUCAUGGACGGCACCGUCGGCGUCACGCAGUGCCCCAUCGCCCCCAACUCAACCUUCACCUACAGCUUCCAGGUCCGCGGCCAGUCGGGCACCUACUGGUACCACGCCCACCACAGCGCCCAAGCCUCCGACGGCCUGCUCGGCCCCGUCGUUGUCCACUCCGAGGACGAGCGCGCCGCCCAGCGCGAGCUCGGCUAUGCCUCCGACAGGGUCGUCAUGGUCCAGGACCACUACCACAACACCACGGCCGAGCUGCUCGUCGACUAUCUCCAGCCCGACAUGGAAAAUAACGAGCCCGUCCCGGACAACGCCCUCAUCAACGGCCGCGGCCUCCGCAACUGCGCCGACUUUCCCGGCUGGCGCUGCGACGCCGCCAACGCCUCGCGCCCCCUCGUGGCCGUGGCGGCCGGCGCGCGCCACCGCCUGCGCUUCAUCAACGUCGGCGCCUUUGCCGAGUUCCAGAUCCAGGUCGACGAGCACCCAUUUUACGUCACCGAGGUCGACGGCACCGACGUCCACCCGGAGCCCUUCCACCGCCUCAACAUCCUGCCCGCCCAGCGCUACAGCAUCGUCCUCGAGGCCAACGCCACGGCCCGCGACGCCUUCUGGCUGCGGGCUAGGAUGGUGACGCACUGCUUCACCACCAAGAACCCCCGGCUCGAGCCCGAGCUCAGCGCCGUCGUGCGGUACGUCACGCCCGGCGCCGCGCCCCCUCCGGCCGCCGAUCCCGAGAGCAAGGAGUGGCCCGACGCCGUCGAGGUCCAAUGCCGCGAUCUCAACACCACCCUCCUCCGCCCCGUCACGCCCGUCACGCCCCCCCCUGCCGACGACUUUCUCGCCCUGCGCGCCAAUUUUGAAAUCGGGGCCUGGCGCCUCUCGCGCGGCUUCUUCAAUGACUCGUCCUGGCGCGCCAACGCCACUUCUCCGUCGCUGCACCGCUUCCUCGACGCCCCGCCCGCCGCCCAGACCGGCCUGGGCAACGAGACGGUCGCCCUCGCCGUCAACGACCGCGUCUUCGAGCGCCAGCGCGAGCUUGUGGUGCAGACGACGGGCAUCCGCACCGUCGACGUGGCCAUCAACAACUUUGACGACGGCGCGCACCCCUUCCACCUCCACGGACACCGCUUCUUCGUCGUCGCCCAGGGCCGCAGUGGCUACCCGCCGACGGCCGCGGGCUGGCCGGCCUACCUCGCGGCGCACGGCGGGCCGCCCGCCAACCCGCUGCGGCGCGACACCGUGUCCGUCGAGGCCUACGCCUGGGUCGUCGUGCGCGUCGUGCUCGACAACCCGGGCCUCUGGGCGCUGCACUGCCACAACGCGUGGCACGCAGAGGCCGGCAUGGUGAUGCAGCUGCUGGCCCGCGCCGACGUCGUCGCCGGCUGGGAGGUCGGGCCCCCGCGGCGCGCCAUGUGCGCCCUCGACGGCGUGCGCACGGGCAUGCGGCCCGACGACGACGUCUGGUUUGGCUCGUUUUGA